AUGGUCAUAGAGGGUCGCCUGGAAUACCGCCCGCUCCUUGUCCUAGCCUCCGUUGACUAUGAGAGAGCCUUCGACAGCGUAGAAACGAAUGCAAUACUGUCAGCGCUGGUCGAUCAAGACGACUUGAAGGAAGAACUAAAUAGAAGGAUGACAGUAACAUGGGCAGCAUUCGCACCUGUCAGGGAAGCUACGGACCACGUGACGGACCAAGAUCUUCGUGCCCAUCUGUUUGACUCGACAGUUCUUCCAGGGCUCUGUUACGCAGCGGAGACGUAA
This is a messenger RNA of Necator americanus (New World hookworm), 276 nucleotides long. RefSeq lists its product as uncharacterized. The record is from RefSeq and is a predicted model, not a curated record. The coding region runs from base 1 to 276 and encodes 91 amino acids. The transcript has 2 exons. NCBI's taxonomy places the organism in Eukaryota, Metazoa, Nematoda, Chromadorea, Rhabditida, Ancylostomatidae.